This is a messenger RNA of Psilocybe cubensis, 2055 nucleotides long. RefSeq lists its product as uncharacterized. The transcript is spliced from 10 exons. Gene Ontology annotation, molecular function: protein binding. Lineage: Eukaryota; Fungi; Basidiomycota; Agaricomycetes; Agaricales; Agrocybaceae. The record is from RefSeq and is a predicted model, not a curated record. The coding region runs from base 1 to 2055 and encodes 684 amino acids.
AUGCCUACACUGCGUAAUCGCAAAGCUGUACCUUCUGCCGUUGAACAUUCAGCGUCAGCCGUGAAAAGUACUAGAGACGCGACGAAGCGGUCGCGAACUAUGGACUCCAAUGUUGACGACGACGGUGAAGAGAGCCCACCGAAGAAGAAGAAGAGAAAGGUGCCCAAGAAGUCGGUAGCGAAGGCAAAAACUGUGGAGAACUCUCUGGGUGGCCUCCCAGUAGAGAUAUGGGCAUUUGAGAUCUGCACAGAUUUAGAACCAAAGGAUUUAUGGCACUUAUCUUGCACUUCGAAGCAUUUUCGACGUAUUCUGAAGAGCUCAGACUUAGCGCCGACUCUAUGGAAAGCCUCGAGGGCAUUAAUCGGAAUGCCAGAUUGUCCAUCUGAUUUGACAGAUAUCCAGUAUACGAAUUUAGCAUUUGGUGAGAGUUGUCAGUACUGUCGAAAGUUCAUUGGCGAAGACAACAGACGACCACUCACCCUUUUCGCGGCAAGAAUUCGAGCUUGCGUGCCAUGUAUAAGAUCUAGAUUCGUAAUGGUUGAGGGCCCCGGUCAGGUCUCAAUGGAUCCGCGGGUACAGAAGAAAUGCCCGAAGAUACUGGUCCCGUACCUGCCCAGCGUUCUCUUGUCUUACAGAAACUAUGAGAAAAAAAUGUACUAUUCAGUUGCAACAGGGGAAACUUGGACGAGAGAAUGUGCCGCGGCGGAAAAUCAGGCGAAAUGGAUGAAGGAAAAAAUUGAAGAAUUGAAAUAUAUAGAAGAGCAUAGCGCCACAUACAAAGAUUGGGACGCCAAACAAAGGCAUAAUAAUUUGUUUCGUCGUCGCCUGGCAAGGGUCAUCGCCCAAAUCAAAUCGCUAGGAUGGACAUCCGAGCUCUCUAAGAUGAGCAGAGAAAAUUACCAAAAUUUUCUCAAAUCACCCCGAAUUGUUGAUGCAUGCAAAAAUAACUCAAUGACUGAUACUAUGCUAAAUGACAUGGGGGCGUUUAUCAAUACAUCGAUGACCCAGUAUCGCACGCUAAGACUGUGCGCCAAUCGCAAGGCUUUACUGGGAAACCGACUGCCAAUAUUAUCCGAGGUUACCAAAGAAUGUGCGGCGCGAUAUUCACUGGACACUCCGACUCCUUCUGCAGCUGAAUUGUUGAAGGUACAGCUGGUGCGAGACCUAAUAGACGACACAUCAUUGGAACCUUUCACUUCGGCGCACCUCGAUCCCCUGCGCCUCAACUACGCAGAAAUCUCCCUGGAUUGGCGGACUCGCACGGAAGGGAAGCUUGUCAGCAUGAUCAAAUCGGCUUGUGGCACCGAGUAUAAGUUUGACGAAAGCAGCGUGCUUCGACUGGCGACAACCAUUUUCUCAUGCACAAAGUGCAAAGACAGCCACAGUGUAACCAAAGAUAAUUUCUGGUAUCCCCAAGUCCUGGCUCAUUACCAUUCUAUUCCAUUUGAUCAAAAUCGUCGCGCCGAAGAGGAUCUUGUCGAAUUGGAACGUCGAUCACUUGAGAUUCGUACUGGGAGCACGUUUUGGAACGACGACAACGAUAUAUUUUUUAACAAAGAUUAUAUGCAAGCCAUGGCUGACAUUCUCGAGCAUUUUGGAUUUGAUCCGGCGGUGACUACCUCUGAGGAAAUGGACGCAGCUGAUCCAAUAUUCGAAUGCGUAUUUUGCAACUGCUCGCACAGAGGACGUUACGUUUUAAGGUGGAACAUGUUGGCACGACAUCAAUGGGGACACAAGCGCCACUUUAGGACUGGUAAAAUUCCGCUCACAUAUGAACUGCUGAGUGGGAACGACGAGAUCGCAGCGAAGAGGCGCUUAGACGAGGACAAUGGUCGCAGACAAGCAAACACUCUCGAUUCUAUGGUUUGCUCGCAUUGUAGAAAAAUAGGGAGCAGUACCAUGAUUGCCGAACACGCCUGGCAGGAGCAUGGCAUUGCCGAGCUCGCCGAUUCUGACAUGUUGCCUUCUCCCGCAGCAAAGACAAUCAACCACAGUAGAAUGUGGCCACCUCAAAAAAUUAAUUAUGCCGUAUCACGUUGGGCUCCAACAGUUUAG